CUUAGCUUAUUUUUAAAAAAAUCAGCUACCAUCGCAUCAUCGGCUUCUACUGUUCUAGUACAAGCAAUGUGCUUGAAUAGGUUAAUUACAUUUCUAUAGGUUCGCAUGGCUACUUUUGAAAUGUUUACUGUGGAAAGCCCUGUCCAACUGCAACUACACAAAAAACUUUUCUCGAAAAUAAAGUCCAAAGCUUGCAACAUUCUAUUAUUUGACAAGGUUUCAGUUACAGCAUUGCCCAACCAAUCCUGAAUUUUUAUGCGGUAAGAUUCCUCGAGAAGAUCCCUGUUGAAAUUUACAAGCUGUUCUUCGGACGAGAUUUUGACAAAAUUUAUCGAUAAAACUGUUCUACGGGUGGUUUCCGAUGGCCGUAUGUUAUUGGUUAAUAAGUUGACUUGAGUUGUUAAAAGCCUUACAUCCUCCCUUAAACUGCUAAUUUCACUUAUCAUUAUGUUAAACAUUUGCCGAAUAGCUUCGAUGUUGCCGUUUUGUUCUAGAUUGAAUUCCAUUUUGUCACGCUUUUACGCCUUUUCUGUGUCUGUGUUCUCUAUUCGUUACAGGAAAGGCACCAUCUGGCACAACACCGUACCACGAUCAACACUCAGAUCUGCACGGGAAUUAUAAAAAGUAAGUACAGUACAGUUAUAUGAAUCCCUAUCAAGCUACACAUACCUUUCCACAAGUGUAAAUAGUCCAAACUCCCCAGCACGCCUAAGAACGCGGGCACAUGCAAGAUGGCUACCUCAUAGCACAGACAAACAAUGGCAAAUGAAACGCAGCAAGGGGCAGAGGCGAGUUGAUAAAAUAGGAACGUUCCGCAAUCUGGAACGUUCCAGAUUUUUUUCAGCUGCCGCUACGUACCACGAACUUUUUUCACCGGGUGUUUAAUUUUCGAUUUGACAUUUACUGUCUAAUAAUUACUUCCAUUCGUACACCUUAUAGAUGCCUAUUAGACAGACAGUCUUUGUCUAUUGGGCUUUCUAUUAGACAUCUAAUAAUGAUUUUGGCUGGUAGGGGGAGGACGACAGUGUGUCACACACACUGUCGCACACACUAAGCAGCGCAAGGCUGAGCGCACAAUCAGAGUGUGUUUGCGAGCCGAUCGAGCAGGAGCUCUCGGCAGGGGCGCUCGGUGCGGCUGGCGCGCGGCCACCGUACCUUUAUAUUUUAAAGUGUAUUGUUUGUGUCAUUUAUGUUCUAUUUAUUGUUGUACGUUUAUAAGUGUGAUGAAUAAAAAGUAAAAGGUAUCAAACAUAACAAUUUAUGGAUCAAAAGGUCAAACCUACCCAAGUGCCACAAAUCCACUAAACGACCACUAAACGGCUUCUAAACGACUCAAGCACUCUACCUAAACGGAAUAUAGAAAGACUUCGUUUAGCAGACGGCAAACGACUCAUGCAUUCUAAAAAUAGCAAAAAAGCUGGUGGCGCCAUCUGUUUGUGGGAUACCCAACCAGUUGAGCUUCCUCGCUUGGAGGAGAGCUUUCUCAUUUCCUCUGUACUGUUGUAUGGUUUUGCAUUGAAGUUAUGCAUCGCUAGAACUAGAACGGCGAUACGAUUGUUUAAAUACUAAACUCCAAUGUAAACCACCAGCACUGAAGCAAGUGAGAUUUGAGUAAUGGUCGUUGGUGUUGAUACCCACGUAUCUGACUACACGACCAUUUAUAUAGAUUUUUGCUCGGAAAGUCAGAAGGCUAUAUAGGUCAUGAUAAGGCACUCGUCUAAUCUUGUUGCGCGCAACAUUGUUGCUGGCAAAAUGUAUGGAUUUUGACAGCUAGCGCAACUUUGUUGCCGGCCAAAAUCAAACCAAUUUGAUUUUUGUCUGGCAACAUUUUCUAUUUACCUUGGCCAUGGUAAUCGGAUGUAUGAAAUGACACAGCAGCAGUGUGCGUUUUGUUGACAUCCGCUAAAUUUGGAUUUUAAGCAUUUAUAAUACAUUUUUUGGUGUAUAUUUUGUUUUUUCAACACUUCAUUCAACAAGUGAAUGAUAAAAAAUAAACUCUGAGCUGUUAAUUGGCAAUUUUUUUACGCUAAACAAUGUCAAAGCGAAAUGUUGCCAGCAACAUUCAUAGACCACCUCAGCGAUAUGUUGCCGAGCAACAAUGUUGCGCGCAACAAGAUUAGACCGCUGCCUAAGAUGAAACUUGUCGAAACACAUUGCAAGAAAAGGAUAGCAAUAUAAUAAUCAGUUUUAAUACGCCAUCUAUUGAUCAAACCAAUGAAGCUGUGGAGCUUUCAUUUUUUUCUAUGGAUAUUCAAUUUUCCAGUCUUUUAAGCUUAAUCUGUGGCGCUUGGGUACGCAGACAUACGCCAAACUACUAUCACGCAUUGAUGCCGAAACUGCAGAUGCACCCAUUACACUGCAGAAUUUGGUUGACGAUUACCAAAGACUCGUCAAUUUGAAAGCGGAUAUCUCCAUCAUUGAGCAACAGCCAAGCUCAUUCACAACGGUAAACGCUCUGCACAAAAAGACGAGACAUCACCAUCACGAACAGUAUCGCCAGCGGUAUCAAGAGUCAAGACCAUCAGAUCAACCUCGCAGACCAUAUUGGCAGUGCGGUCAAAUGCACUAUGUUCGAGAUUGCCAAUACUCGACACACCAAUGUAAAAAAUACAAUCGUAUUGGAUACACAAAGAAGGAUACUGCGAAUGUUUCCCGAAAUAAGAAUCCGCCGAGGAGGAGAAGAUAUAUAGAUACGAAGAUAUCAACACAACAACCAUCAAGUGAACAAAAAAAAUUUCAGAGGCAUUCCAGAGGUGUCUAUAUUGUGAAUCACAUUACUCAACACUCAAAAAGCAACCGAAAAUGUAUUCCUACAACUAUCAACGGCAUUACAGUAAAACUACAGCUCGACACAGCUAGUGAUAUAACGGUGAUUUCGCAGCAAACAUAGAAAAAGUUGGGUACACCGAACAUCCAUCCAGCGACGAUCCAAGCUAUAACUGCAUCUGGAAAACAACUCCAUCUAGCAGGCGAAUUUCAGUGCAACGUCAACAUGAAUAGCAAAAACCACAACGGCAGAUGUUUUGUCACUACAACAGGUAACUUAAACCUACUAGGGAUCGAAUGGAUUGAACUCUUCAAGUUAUGGUCCGUUCCAAUCGACUCAAUUUGUGAUCAACCGAAAAGGCCGAAAGAAGAAUUCAUGAUAGCCGCACUCAGCAUAGAACAGAAUAUUUCGAACUUAGUAGAGAAUCUGUCCGAUACCAUAAAGAAGGUUUCAAAUAUUGAAGAUACACUAAAUACCUUCCUUCAAGAAUUUCGAAACACACAGUCGAACGUAUUUCGAACCACCAAUCUGGACGGAAAAGUUACUGUUGGGAGCCACCCUGUACAAGCCUUGACAGAGUUCGUCAUGCGCCCGAUGUUAGGCGACCGUAUGCGUGAAAGCACGAUCGACGCUGUUCGGGAUAGAGAGAUCGUUCUCUUCUCUCCCGACCGGCUAAGGCAAAGGACGUAUCGUUUGGUCCGUGUGUAAAAUAUUACAUUAUAUUAAUAAAAGUUAUUGUUGUAGAUCGAAGAUAAAAAAGUGGCGACGAGAAUAAUUCUGGCGAGCUGUUACCCGUGAUUUUAUCGAUUUCGAUUUCUAUUUUACCCGUUUUCUGUGUAAACGGAGGAUCCGUGUCUUUGACCUGAUGGAACGAAAUGGUGAACCAUCGCCAUCGCGGAGCAGCCAUGACCCAAGCCAGCGAACCGUCAUCAAUUUACCGUUGGACACGAAUGCCUUCAUCCAAGACAUAUUUAAGCAGCAGCAGGAAAUUCUUCAUCAGCAACAACAGUCCUUUUUGCAACAGCAGGAGCAGCUAAUUACUAAAGUUCUAGCUUCAAUUGGAUCGCGACAACCUGUGGGAAAUGAACACAUUAUUGAUGCCCUAGCAAAACACAUACAAGAGUUCCACUAUGAUCCGGAGGAUGCUGUUACAUUCAGUGCUUGGUUUGUGCGAUACGAAGAUCUCUUCGAAAGGGAUGCGGAACGUCUGGACGAUGCCGCGCGAGUGCGUCUUUUGUUGCGGAAGCUGGGUGCAGCAGAACACGAGCGAUAUGUAAGUCACAUUCUUCCAGCUAAACUAAAUGAUUUCGAUUUUAGAUCGACGACUGGCAAGCUGAGAAAAUUAUUCCCCAACCAACCAAACCGUGCUCUUUCGAAGUAAAUUUGCUUCGAUAUACCUUCGAUAGAAGUUCUCUACCGAAGGUGUAUCAACUUUGAUAGGCAGUUCCUACCGAAGUUAGGCUCGGGUGUUUAGCCAAAAUGCUACAAAAGAGAAAGAAAAAAAUCUCUCGUAUGCUGCCGCUUUCUCGCUCACUCGCGCGCCCUGCCCCCUUUUAUUUACGUACGUGUUUAUAGCCCCUCCUCCUCCUCCUCCUCCUCUCAUCUAUCUUCCUACCUUAUGUGCAGUGGUUAUGUGUUUUUAAUUGAAAUUGGAAGGAGAGAUAUUCGAUUUAUUUAUUACGUGCGAUUUAAUCAGAGAAUUGAAACAUGGUAGCAGGUGAAUCUACUGUUCAUCACAAGCGGGCCUAACACUUUAACUAUUUGUGAAUUCGCGCGUGAGGACGUAAAAGGCGCAAUAAUAAUGGAGCGGUUCUAACGUAAACAGACCAAAUCGCUCAGCUGAAAAUUUCAUAGAGCGGAAUAGCAUUUCAUUGUAAUAGCAUUGCUAGUAUAUCAUCCGCGCACCCUAUGAACCGUACUUUUCCAAAUAUCUUAAAAAGUACGCAUUGUAUGAAAAAACCGUCUUUACAAGAUCGAUUCAGAAUUUCAAAACACAUUUGGAAAAAGUUUUUUGCUAAAAGUGACUUUUGAAAUUUUACUCAGAUUAAUGUUUAUUCCUUUAAAUUAAUUCAUAAAUGGGGUAAGGGAAAUAAUUUAUACUAAUACUAAUAGACCAAGACUCCAUUGCCUGAAAUAUUUAGUGCCUCAAAGUAGUAUAUCCUCUUUGCCAAGCGUUUGAGUUAAACUGAUUCUUCGCAAAAUGUGAAGAGAGCGUUCGGCCCCCCUUCAGAUGCUUCGACAGAGUGAAGCUCCUCCCCUUCCUCCAUUCGUCAUCCAUCAAUUUUUCUCCGCGCACUCACACAUCUACACGCACAUCUGUUCGCAUGGCAACACGUGAGAUGCGUGACAUGCUUUCUCGCUCAUCACGAAGGAUUUGCUUCGAAAGAGCUCGGUUUGGUUGGUUGGGUCGGUUCUCCUGAAUCCGUCAUCGCCAAACGGUACCGAUGCUUGCAGAUGUGUAAAUUGCAGGAAGAAGACUACAUGACUUACUCGUGCCACGUGAACAAGGCUGUUAUAGAAUCCGAGCUGGGAAAGUUAUCUGAAGAGGAACUAAAAUGUCUAAUUUUUGUAUGUGGUCUGAAAGACGACAGUUAUUCAGAGAUUCGCAUAAGGCUCCUAAACCGACUAGAGGAGAAAAGCGAUAAAACGGUAACGGAUAUGGCAGAAGAGUGUACUGCGAGUCAGCUUUGAGAUGGGCCAAUAGAAUGAAGCGAUACGUGAAAUAGGUGAUCGUGAAUAGGGUGAAUAGUGCUAGCCGUGGCCGUGUAAAUUUAUUUUUGAAUAACACCCAAAUCCCGAUGAUGGUAGAUACCGGAGCCGAUAUAAGCAUAAUCGUUUGACGUUUGACGUUUGACGUUUAAUUGUUCGGCCGCAUUUCCGUCGCGCUCCGUGAUUUUUCAAUAAUUCUCUUGUGUUUUCUGCGUCGCAUCGCAUUGUUGCCUUUUCUACGGACUAUUAAACUGUUUAACAUCAUCGCUUCGUCUUGGCGAAUUGUUUAGUUGCAUCACAACUGUGGUUUCCUGCUGUUUUUUCCUGCUCGGCUUAGCAGUGUUGUGCUGUGAUUACGCGUGAUUUCGCGAUGGCGGCUAUUUGCUUCUCGUGUGCUGAACCGCUAGAGGCCACCGGCUGCAUCAUCAGUUGUGCAUAUUGUGACGCUACGUUCCACCGCGGCUGUUGCAAAUUGCCCCCCGAGCUGAUUGACGCAGUAUUGUCCAAUGUCGACCUGCACUGGAGCUGCAUUGGCUGCACUAACAUGCUUAAAAAUCCGCGCUGCCGUUCGGUAAAAGAAAUAGGCGCCCAGGUCGGUUUCCAAGCCGCCCUCAACUCAGCUGUAGCAGCUAUUGGCAAGCUCGUUGAGCCUAUUGUCGCCGAAGUUCGCAGUGGUUUUACCCUCCUUCAAACUGCAUCCACGCCUCACAAUCGGAACUCUGAUCCUCGACCAGCUACUGGUAGAAAGCGGAGGCGUAUAAUCGAGGAUUCGGCAUCUCCUGCUGUAAACAAAAUUGUAAACAGUCGCGGCAACAUCCUUUGUGCAGCGUCAUCGCCAAAAGCAUACACCAACACCACGAUUGCCGUCCAGCCGGCACCUACACAACCGCAUGAACUGGCGGGAACCGAUCCGUUAUCAUCACCGCUUCAAGCUGCACCUCGUGAGCCAUUCACAGAUAGGAUCUGGAUCCGCCUAUCCCGCUUAUCAACGGCCGUCACUGUGGAACAAGUGGUCGCUUCUGUAAAGCGUCGCUUAGCCACCGAUGACGUUAUAGCGUAUUGCCUGCUGAGAAGAGGGGUUAGUGUGGACAGCAUGAAUUGGCUUUCAUUCAAAGUGAGGGUCCCGGCUAUCCUUCGAGAUGCGGCACUCACACCAUCCACCUGGCCCGUCGGUAUCGGUGUACGUGAGUUUUUUUCAAUCCCGUCAACACGACCACCAAACCUCAUCUCCUAUAGCCACCCGAAACCGCUUUACAACACGCACACCAGCUACUAGUACUGAACACCGCUACACCAC
Messenger RNA from Anopheles coluzzii, 6773 nucleotides. RefSeq lists its product as uncharacterized. The transcript has a single exon. NCBI's taxonomy places the organism in Eukaryota, Metazoa, Arthropoda, Insecta, Diptera, Culicidae. Bases 5847 to 6752 code for a protein of 301 amino acids. The record is from RefSeq and is a predicted model, not a curated record.